Molecule: messenger RNA, 3008 nt
Organism: Labrus bergylta (ballan wrasse)
Lineage: Eukaryota; Metazoa; Chordata; Actinopteri; Labriformes; Labridae
Source: RefSeq, a predicted model, not a curated record
UUACCUGUUUCUCUCUUUCCAUCCGCAGUAUCACCCUCUGUCUCUGUGCAACACGAGCGAGGAUGAACGACAAGAGAGUGACUUCAUCACCAUUGUCAAACUGGAGCACAGGGUACCCCGCUGUCUGCCGCUGCUCGAUAAGGCUCGCAUGGCUCUGGAUAAAGGCGCUCAGGCUGUGAUCUUUGACGUCAGUGAUGAUGCCAACGCUGCUGCCGAGCUGCGAGAAACAGAUUCUCUCCCUCGUCCGGUCGUGCUGGUGGAGGCCGAGGAUGCCGAGGUGCUGAUGGGAUUGGUCAACAAGAACGAGGAGGCCAAAGUUCGCAUCGAGAUCCUGGUGGAGCCGUUGAGAUGGCCACAUUAUGAUGUGGGUAUCCUGCUCACCAUCGUCCUUGCUAUCCUGACCAUCGUGCUGAUCUUCGCUUUCCGCUACAAGUGCAAGUCCAACAGAACCUGGGACUCUGUCCAUCAGCAGACCAUGAGGGCCAUUAGUCGCUUGGAGACCAAAACCUACAACUCUCAAGGCUGCUCCAGCUCUCAGCGCCACCACGCGGCCGGGGGCUCGGCCAGCAGCUCCAACUCCAGCCCCGUCUGUGCGAUCUGCCUGGAAGAGUUCCAGGACGGCCAGCAUUUGAGGAUCAUCUCCUGUGCUCACGAGUUCCACAAAGACUGCGUGGACCCCUGGCUGCUGCAGCACCGCACCUGUCCCCUCUGCAUGCACAACAUCAUGGGUGAGGAGAAGCAUGUUUACAGGACGGAGCGGCAGCAGCAGAGGAGCAGACUCCAGCAGAGUCCAGAGCACCGCCAGAGUUUUCUGCACGCUCCAACCUACAGCAGCCCCCGCAACCACCCCUUUCCCCAGCACGCCAUCCCCUUCUCUUUGAGGCCGCUUUACCCUCGAGGACCCUCUGGACCCUACCCCUCUCUGGCCGGCUACACCAGCUCUUCUCCCAGAGACACACAGACUGUCCGUUUCCUCCCCAGCCGGCCGCUCGGCUCCAGCUGUGGGUACCACCUCCCUGCAGAGGGUCCUGGGAGGCCCUACAGGAUCGGAGCUAACUGCAGGACUUCCUCCCUCCACUACACCCCCCGGCGUACCUGCCGCAACUAUCGCUCCUCAUGUCCAGCUCAGCGCUGUGCGUCCAGCUCAAGACUGCCGAACUCAGCCUCCGCCACCCCGCAACCACGUGGGGCUCCUCCCCACAGCCGGCCGGACGAGGGCAGCUGCUCAGGGGGGAGCUACCACACCGAGCGCAGCGGGUACUUAGCUGACGGACCAGCAAGUGACUCAAGCUCAGGACCCUGUCACGGCUCCUCCAGUGACUCGGUUCUGAACUGUACUGACGUAUCCCUGCAGGGGGUUUACGGCAGCUGGUCCACCUUCCGUAGCUCUCUGAGCAGUGACUACGAUCCAUUUGUGUAUUACGGGCCCGGUCCUGGGCGAGCCCCCCGCAGGAACAGCUUGGAGGCCUGUGCCCAGGCCCGGCCCAGGUCUCUGGAUUCUGUGGUGAACAAAGCUGGAUGCCCCGAGGAGCAGCCACAAACUGUGUUCAGCCACAUCCACUACCACCGCCACAGACACCACCACUACGAGGAGGGGGAGCACAGCCAGGGCACGGGCAGGGGCUCAGACGAGGAGCAGGGAGCCGUCGCCGCCGCCGCCACCGCUGCUCCUCCUGCUCCUGCUGCUCCGGUCCUGGACAAAGACUCACCUGUGGGCCCUCCUAAGCACAGUCCCUGCCAGUGCCCAAAGCCAGACCCCACAGACAGGCCCAGUCCUGGGACAGACUGUCAGGACCAUGACCCCAGCAGCCCCUCAGGACCUCCUGUCCUCAUGUCCCCCAUCCCCUUGCAGCUUCAGCCCCACUGCUGCCACCAGGGACACGCACACCCUCCUGCUCCUCUGGGGCGGGUAGGGGGCUGUGUGUUGGACGGCCCCUCUGUCCGCUACCACCAGAGUCUGGACCUUCAGGAUGACCGUAGCAUCCACAUCCACUAUGGUCAGGGUCCUGGUUUCUGCUGCCCCCCUCCUGAGCUACCCCCCGUCCUGCUCCCUGUGCCCCUCAUACUGGACUCUGGAGGUAUGGAGGACUGGCCUUGCUGUGCUGGGGCCCACGUUGUGUGGCAAAAGCGGGUGCAGCAGGCUCGUUCUGAGCCUCAGCUCCUGGGGCCGGGGCCCUCUAUGGACAGACCCCCCUGCAGGUUUCACCACAGUCCUGCUAGUGAACGCAACACAGACAUUUGUUUGUACUGCCAAACCUUACACCACAAUCAGGGAUCAGAGGAGGAGUCUGGUGUGUGAAAACGUGUUUUUUUAAUUUCAUCCCCAUCAUCACGCUGCUACAGGAGCCAGAAUGGACAAGCCUCUCAAUGGCCGAUCGCUCUCAUGUCUUCCACGACUUUCUGUCAGAAAGAUUUCCCAGCAUCCCGCAGGAGUCGCACUCACACGCUGGAAGGUCCUUCGAGUUGAGCUUGGUUGAGUUCAUCCUUCACCAUCAAAACAAUUAUGAUCAUAUCAGGGGGAAAUGUCGGGGAAACGCUGAGCCCUCCAUAACACACAGUAACAUAAAAUACUGAUCGGUUGAAAUGUCCGGGAGUGGAAAUGACUCAAACGCCACAAAGGGGACGUCGUGUUUUUCCAAUAAUCAGUGAAAGCAACAACAUGAUUAGAAGCUCCCCGCUCCUCUGUGACACCUCAUGCAUGGUCUUGAGUUUGGGUGCUGAGCCCACAUGAAGUGAGACACCAUCUUUGCAUAGCCCCCACCCCCCUCCCCCCAUCACACAAUAACUUGAUUUAUCUCCGAGGUACUUAAAGCUUCAUUUGAUCUUCUAUCCAGCCUACCUCAGCUCAGAUUUCUUAACGUGCCUCACACACGGAGGCUUUAAAGGUACUGCUGUAGUGACUUAUUUUUAUUUUCUUGUUUUUGCCACAACAAUGUAGCUCCCAUAAACUCCCCAAACACAGUUCAAGCUGUCCACAAGGAGAGAAGAGAGAGAGAGAGAGAGAGAGG